AUGUUCUUGAUGAAUCCCCUUACCGGGCGUGUCAUUAGCCGCACCUCAUCACAGGUCAUUGCGUGGUCAAAAUCCAGGCUAUUUUCUACCACGUCGAGCAUAUAUCAAGAAGUCACUCUUCUGCAAGAUAAGCAAAAUGGCUUUGGUUUCGCGCGAUCCAAUCCCAGACCUGCCAAGCCCAGAACAAAGGGGGUCACGGAGAUCCGAGGCCCCUACUACUCGGUCAUGGGCAAAAGAUAUCUCGCAGAUAUCCUCGAGACGAUGGGCGACCAUGUAGAUGGUCUCAAGUUUGCCGGAGGUGCUUUUUCUCUCUUUCAUGAGAAAUCCCUACGGGAAUUGGUGGAUCUUGCGCAUGAGCAUGGCGUGUACAUCUCAACGGGUGGAUGGGCUGAACAUCUCCUCACACACCCCGAUCCGAACACGGUAUUUGACCGCUACUUGAAAAAAUGCAAGGAUCUCGGACUUGAUGUCAUCGAACUAUCUUCCGGUUUUCUGUCACUCCCAGAGGAUGACUGGCUCCGUCUGGUUGAUAAAGUCCACUCAUACAAGUUGGAACCAAAACCUGAGUUAGGGAUUCAAUUUGGGGCCGGUGGAGACACUCCUACCUCGGGACUGGAAGCGAUUGGGACCUCUGAUCCGGGAAAAUUGGUGAAUUUGGGUCGUAGAUUCCUCGAUGCCGGUGUGAAACGGUUGAUGAUUGAGUCAGAAGGUAUUACUGAGAACGUUACCUCCUGGCGGACUGAUGUAGUGUCGAAGAUCAUGAAGGAGCUUCCUCCGGAGCGGGUCAUGUUUGAAGCUGCAGAUCCCAAGGUCUUUAAUUGGUACGUCCGCGAAUUUGGGAUUGAUGUCAACCUGUUUGUGGACCACAGCCAGAUUGUGCAGUUGGAAUGCCUGCGGACUGGCAUCUGGGGCACUGCCGACACUUGGGGUAAGAUAGUGUCAUUCCGGCCAUGA
Molecule: messenger RNA, 954 nt
Organism: Penicillium coprophilum
Lineage: Eukaryota; Fungi; Ascomycota; Eurotiomycetes; Eurotiales; Aspergillaceae
Product: phosphosulfolactate synthase
Exons: 6
Coding region: 1-954 (317 amino acids)
Source: RefSeq, a predicted model, not a curated record